Messenger RNA from Linum tenue, 2586 nucleotides. Lineage: Eukaryota; Viridiplantae; Streptophyta; Magnoliopsida; Malpighiales; Linaceae. The record is from the annotation of a GenBank genome assembly.
GCAGGCAUUUGGCUACGACUUUGGUAUCUACAUACGAUUCAUUGAUUCUUCUUUCCCCUUGUUUUACAAGGUUUCCUGGAACCUUUAAAAAAUAAAAAAAAUUAUAAAAACAAAAAUAGAAAAGGUCUCCAAAAGGUUCUCCCCCGGGUAAUGGCUGCAUUGUCUCAGCCAAAUACACCACAAGGUUUGCAGUGGCCGAGACAGAUCAGUCGUUGCAUGAGAAGAAAUCCACCAGAAGAGAGUCAUUCAGGCAAAGAGCAAUUAAUGCAUCAAACAAGUUGAGGAACUCAUUUACAAACAUAGGAGGAAGAAGGAGCAGCAGAAUCAUGUCAGUCGAGAUCGAGGAUGAGCACGAUGUCGAGGAGUUGAAAGCAGUGGAUGCUUUUCGGCAAGCUCUUAUUUUGGAAGAGCUUCUGCCAUCCAAGCAUGACGAUUACCACAUGAUGCUUAGGUUUUUAAAGGCAAGAAAAUUUGACAUAGACAAAACAAAGCAAAUGUGGUCAGAUAUGCUCCAAUGGAGGAAGGAAUUCGGAUCAGACACAAUAAUGGAGGUAAUAAAGUAUAUUAUUCAAAACAAUUUUUGGGCCAAGGAUUUUGAGUUCAAUGAAAUAGAUGAAGUACUACAACAUUACCCACAAGGGCAUCAUGGUGUGGAUAUGGAUGGUAGACCAGUGUACAUUGAGAGGUUGGGAUUGGUAGACCCCACAAAGCUCAUGCAAGCGACCAACAUGGAUAGAUACGUGAAGUACCAUGUUCAGGAAUUUGAAAGAACUUUCGCUUUUAAGUUCCCUGCAUGUUCCAUUGCUGCCAAAAAACACAUUGAUCAGAGCACUACCAUCUUAGAUGUCCAAGGAGUGGGUCUCAAGAACUUCAACAAGGCUGCGAGGGAGCUCAUUACUCGCCUUCAAAAGGUUGAUGGCGACAAUUAUCCUGAGACCUUGAACCGAAUGUUCAUCAUCAAUGCCGGUUCUGGAUUCAGAAUGUUGUGGAACACUGUUAAGUCCUUCCUUGAUCCUAAGACCACUGCUAAGAUCCAUGUUCUUGGGAAUAAGUACCAGAGCAAGUUGCUUGAGAUAAUUGAUGCUAGCGAGCUGCCAGACUUCUUAGGAGGAACUUGCACAUGUGAAGAACAGGGUGGUUGCAUGCGAUCUGAUAAAGGUCCUUGGAAAGAUCCUGAGAUCAUCAGGAUGAUUCAAAAUGGGGAGCACAAAUGCAGGAAGACCAAUGAGCUUGCUGAUAAUCCAGAUGAGAAGACCAUCUCAGAAAAUGAGAUAAUCUACUCAAAGAGUAACUCACCUAAAGUGGAGUCAAUUCCUAAAGUUGAUGAUACUAUAGUAACCGCAAGGGCCCAAAUUGAGCAUCCUCCUAUUGCUCCUAUUAUUUACCAAGUUAGUCAGAAAAUGUCAUUCAAAGGAUACAAUGCAAUCAUUGAGAAACCAAAAAAUGUGAGGUGGAAGAAUGUGGUGCACAACAAUAACUUUGCUGCCCUAUCUAAAGUUCCACUCAAUCCUCACAACAUACCAACAGACAGUUUUCCGAUGAUAGAUGCUCAUAAGUUACUUGCAGAGGGGGCUAGCUCCCCGCUGAUUACCGGGGUGAUGGCAUUCGUCACGGGGAUUGUAACGAUGAUCAAGGUGACGAGGAACAUGCCAAAGAAGCUAACCAAUUCAACAAUAUACUCUAGUCCAGUCUACUGUGAGGAACCAAUCCAGAGAAUGCAGCAGCCAAUACUCACCCAACCAGCAAUUCCUACGGUUGCAGUAUCAGAGUUUAUGGCUAUGGUGAAGAGGAUGAAUGAGAUGGAGGAGAAAGUGAUUGUUUUGAGCAACAGACCGAAUUUGAUGCCACCAGAGAAAGAGGACUUGUUGAAUGUUGCUUUGACAAGGAUUGACACCUUGGAGGAAGAACUUACUGCUACUAAGAAGGCUCUAGAUGAUUCACUUGCACCACAACAAGAAGUCUUGGCUUAUCUUGAGAAAAAGAAAAAGAAAAAGAAAUUGAUCCAGUUUGGGUGGUGAGAGCAUGAUGCAUGAAUUAGGAGCAGGUAAGAAAGUGAAGAAUUUAAAACAGUGGGUGAGAAGAUGUAAUUAUCUGGUUCAAGGCCCAAAUCCAAAAUGCACCCUUGUCUUUUUCCUCCCAAAUAACCCAAAUCAAGCAAGAAGAAAAGAAAAAGCGAAUUUCCAUGUACAAAAAGGAGAGUGGGUAAAUUAGCAAACAUAAUUUUUGUGUCCUCUAAGCAUAUUCUUUGAGUAUAAGGUUAAAGGGAAAAAGAAAUAGCAAGCAAAUAGUAUAUAAGAAAAUUCGGUAAAUAUUUUAGUAAUGUGAUAUAGAGAUUUUUUUUUAAUAUAUGUUUUCCUCUCUAAAUGGAACUUUUAUCCCCAUUGUAAAUUCUCAUUUCAUUGAGAGCGAGACCUCGAAAAAAAGAAAAGUGAUGAGAAAACAAAGGCUACAUGUAAAUUGUAGGCAGGAAGUAAAGAGUUUUUUUUAGUGAAUAGAGAGUAUUUAUAAAGACUCCAAAAGCAUAGCUAAGCAUAUACAAUAUGUUGGCAAGUUUUUUAAUAUAUUUAUUAUGCAGGUUUCUCUCUG